This is a messenger RNA of Puccinia graminis f. sp. tritici CRL 75-36-700-3, 2562 nucleotides long. RefSeq lists its product as uncharacterized. The coding region runs from base 1 to 2562 and encodes 853 amino acids. NCBI's taxonomy places the organism in Eukaryota, Fungi, Basidiomycota, Pucciniomycetes, Pucciniales, Pucciniaceae. Gene Ontology annotation, biological process: DNA integration; DNA recombination. The record is from RefSeq and is a predicted model, not a curated record. The transcript has 3 exons. Gene Ontology annotation, molecular function: DNA binding.
AUGGAUGUAGAGGAAUGGGAGCAAUCGCUCAAGAGGGCGAACUUGUCAGAAGAAUUUGCGGAUGUGAUCCGAGCCCGAGAAAAGAUCGAGCAGUCCAUGAAGAAAGAAGUAGAAGCGGGUAGGAUGUUCGGCCCGUACACACACCAACAACUCAUGAAGAAAUUCAGCUUUUUCCGGUCGAACCCCCUGGGUGCGGCAAUAAACGGAGACGGCUCCAUUAGGCCAAUCAAUGAUCUGUCAUUCCCAAGGGACGACCCACUAACCCCCUCGGUGAACUCGUUCGUAGACAAACUGGACUAUGCCACCACCUGGGAUGACUUUGAAAGCGUAUCAAGAUUCUUUCGGAACCAGACCGGACCCCUCCUCCUAGCCCUGUUCGACUGGGAAAAGGCCUACCUCCAAAUCCCGACAGCAAAAUCUCAGUGGGCGUACCUGAUGGUCCGAGAUUUCAACGGCGGGAUACUCAUUGACACGCGGAUUGCAUUCGGCGGCGUAGCAGGAUGCGGCUCAUUCGGCAGGCCCGCGGAUGCCUGGAAGCAGCUAAUGCUCCAUGAAUUUGACUUAGUUACUGUUUUUCGUUGGGUGGACGAUAACCUAUUUGUUAAACGCCCAGAAUCAAAGGUUGAGAUGGACCACAUUGUGGCCAGAUCGGAAAAACUAGGAGUAAAGACCAACUCAACAAAAUACUCACCAUUCAAAGAAGAACAGAAAUACAUAGGAUUCAUCUGGAACGCUACUAGGAAAACGGUACGCCUUCCCGACGACAAGAAGUACCAGCGAGUACAGCAGAUAAAGGAGUUCCUCAAGACUGACGCCGAGUUCUCCUUCAAACAAGUUGAGGUAAUGGCGGGAAGACUGAACCACGUCUCGUAUAUCCUCCCGCAACUCCAAUGUUACCUGAACAGCUUAUAUCGGAUGAUGAACGCCUGGGUACAUCGGCAUAAAGAACUACCUCUUCCGGAAGGCGCAAGGGUCGACCUAGAAGAGUGGCUAAGCACCCUCCUAACUUACAAAGAAACUAGAAUGAUACGAGACCCAAAUCCAAUAGAAAUUGGGUGGAUGGGUGACGCGUCAACGAGCUACGGUAUCAGGAUAACCAUAGGUCGCCGCUGGGCCCAAUUUCAGCUCACCAAAGACUGGGACCGGGGCCCAGAUCCGAGAAGAGACAUAGCAUGGCUUGAAACAGUGGCGAUACGACUCGGCCUCAUAGCCCUCACCCAACUCAACGUAAAACGAGGGAAGACAGUAAUUGUGUGGACGGACAACACGACAACAGAGAGUGUGAUUCUGAAACGCAAAUCGAAACACCACACGGUGAACGAAGAGUGGAAGCUCAUACAGAGGCUGCUGGUGGAGAUGGGAGUUGGAUAUAGUUUCAAGGGAGAGUUUCAUCUGGCGACAACGUCGCAGAUGCUCUAUCCAGGGGGCGAUAGGAAAGGGAGAGAUCCACAACUCCAGAUUCCCAUCACCAUUCCUUUUGAUCUAGAACACCUGAAAAGAAUCACUGCUAUCACGUGCAACGGCUCUGAGCCCCAAGAACCCACCGCCCAAGAAAGACACUACCUCCUGGGCUACAGGUGGAACACUCUACUCAGCUACAAUGCCGCUAUUAAGAAAUAUCAGAACUUUGCGCGAGAAGCGGGCAAAACCACCUACAGAUUACCACUCACGGCGCAGGAUAUCUUCGACUUUUGUUGCUGGGCGGGAAGAACAGCCGAGUCCUCGACAGCGCACGAAAUCUCAGCAAACACCCUCAGCAAGUACCUCGCGGGCUUACAGAUGUGGCAUGUGUACCACAACGCCACAUACCCUGUCGAUUCCAAGACUAAGGUCGCAACCUUCCUAAAGUCCUCGGCCUACAUCGACGCCGAAACGGCAAAGAAUCCCAGAAAGAAGCCUGUCACCAUCGAGAACCUAGUCAAGCUGACCGAGGUACUGAUUGACGGGGACUCUUUCCAGAAGGCGCUUCUGGACCUGAGUGUGGUCGCGUUCUGGGGAAUGGCUCGCUUGGCCAAGCUCACCUACAACGAGAGCAGCGGCCCGCUGAGGAGAACGGCGUCCCUACUAACCACCGACGUAGAGCUCGUCUACAAGGAAAGAGAGAACCUUGCGAAACUCACCAUUCGUGGCGCGAAGACAGCAGACCCAGGCCAGACACAAGUUAUUUACCUCAAAGAACUCCCCCAUAUGCUCUGUCCGGUCCUCGCCGUCAAGAGAAGAUUAGCCGAAGCGAAAGGGAUGGAAACCUCCUUGUUCGGGUACACCGACCCCCAAGGAGAACGAGCUCACAUCACUCGCCCUCAAGCAACUCGAGCCUUGUCUAAGAUCUGGGGAGCUUGCGGUUUCGAAGGCGUGUCCGGGCACUCCUUCAGAGUCGGCGGAGCAUCGAUUCAGGUGGCCCUAGGCGUACCAAUUAGCGAGAUUUGUAUCCGAGGGCGUUGGGCCUCCGACACCUACAAGCUAUACCUCCGGGACUUCACCGAUGAAGAAAUGGAGAAGACGAAUGCUCUCCUAGCAGAGUUGGAAAGAUGUUGGAUGUUUCAGCCCUCUCCCUUAGCGUAA